GACUGAUCAAGCCCCUUCAAUUGCUGCAGCAAUUCGACAAAUUUUUCCAAGCACUCGGCACCGUUUGUGCACUUGGCACCUUGGUGAGAAUUCAAAGACCAACAUAGGAGGACUCAGAAUGAAUAUUAAAAGGGUUUCCAGAAGUAUUCGAUUAUUUGCUUAAGUACUGUGAAAGUCCUGCUGAAUUUGAACAUUACUGGCCAAGAAUGAUGACAAAAUACAAGUGUUCAGAAAAUGAUUGGUUAAAUCACUUGUAUGAUAUUAAAGAGAAAUGGUGUCCUGCUUAUUCAAAAGAUUAUUUUUCGGGUGGAGUUUUGUCAUCCCAAAGGAGUGAAACAACAAAUCAUUCUGUUUCCAAUAGAUUGAAUAAAACAGAUGGUUUGAGUGACUUUUACAGUACCUUUCUUGAUGUUAUAUCAGAGUGGAGGAGUAAAGAAAGUAAGCAAGAUUUCCGUUUUUUGAGGGGUAACCGUCAUCUUGCAGUAGCUAAUGUUCGUUUACUCAUACACGCUAGGGAGAUUUAUACUAUUUCUGUGUAUGUGGUAUUUGAGGAUCAAUUUGCGAAAGGUAUUUCAUGUUGUCAAGAGCGAAAGCAUGAAGAUGAUGAGACUAUUUGUUAUUAUGUUUGGAGGCCAAAUAAGGACAUUAUAAGGCAUGAAGUUACUUAUGAGAAAUUCACUUUUAAUAUCAAUUGCACUUGUAAGUAUUGGAGUGAGAUGGGGUUGUUAUGUGGACACUCUCUUCGUAUAUAUAAUAUUCAUUGUGUGCAAAAAAUACCAGAACAGUAUAUAGUGAAGAGGUGGGCUAAGAAGGCUAUGUGUAGUCAUGUGUCUGAUGAAGAGACAUGUGAAGAUGUUAAAGUUGUUCCUUCUGCUGUUUGGAGAGUUCAAAUGGUUAGGAAGUAUGUUCAGUUAGUGACAUCAUGUCAAGAAGAUCUUUUAGCAAGAAAUGAAGUUGAGUAUACUUUUCAAAUGUUACGUGAAAAGGUGGAAAGUGUGAUGGGUCCAAUUCAUGUUGAUGAUGUUGAUGUUGGUGAAGAAGCUAAAGAAGAAGGUGAUGAAGAAGGGUUCAUAAACAAUCCAAAAAUAGCUAGAAAAAAGGGUGAGAGAAACUACAGGCCAAAAAGUACUGUUGAAAAAGCAUGUAAUAAAGCUAAGAGUUGGAAAAAGAAAGUAGAUAAAUACAAAGAUGAAGCCAGAGCUACUGUCCAAAAAUUGGUUGUUGAGGUUUUAGAUGAUGAUGGAGAUCCUUUGGUUUAUACACAUCCAACAACACAAGGACCAAAUCUCUCUGUACUUUCUAAGAAAAAGAAUGUUCAAAGUAAAAAUAGUAAAGCUACUACCAAUGCUUCUCAUUCAUCAUCAGCAAAUGUUUUUGGUGACGGGUUUAGAACUGGUUCUCAAGCUUCAAAUGAAAAAGGAUUCAAAAAUAGUAACCCUUUAACUAAAUCUACUCAGCAAUUUUCAUCUAAUGUAAUAUUUUUUUUUUGAACUUUUGUUGUUAUUCUUUUGAACUUUUUUUAUUAUAUUUUGAACUUGUAAAUUUUGUAGGUGUUUGAAGGUGAAUCAUCCAACAAUUUUCCAAGCUCUAAUUCUUCUCAGCCAUCCUCAUCAAAAGCUUCAAAUACCUUUUCAACAAAUAAUGUUCAGCCUUCCUCUGGAAAUAUGUCAAGAUCUACUCAUUCACCUUUUUCAAAUGUAAUUUUUUUAUUGAACUUUUUUAAGUUUUUCUUGAAUUUGUGUUUUUAUUAUUCUAAAUUAACUUGAAUUUUCUGUAGGUUUUUGGUCAUCAAGCUUCAACUAGUUCUUCUCAUGCAUCCUCAUCAAAAGCUUCAAAUUAUUUUCGAACAACUAAGCCACCUUUAUCAAAUGUUUUUGGUUUUCAAGCUUCAACUAAUUUUCCAGCGAGUGUUGCACAGUCUUCUUCAAGAAAUGUUUUUGAAGGUCAAUUAUCUAAUAAUUUUCCAGGUCCUAAUUCUUCUCAGCCAUCAGCAUCAAAAGCUUCAAAAACCAUUCCAAGAACAAAUGCUCAGCCUUCCUCUGUAAAUUUAACCUCUUUACUCUUAACGUUCUUGACAUUUUUUAAAGAUAAUUUAUUAAUAUGUGUGUGUUUAUAAUAUACGUUUUUAGGAAUGUGGAUGUCAAGCUAAAAAUACAAAAUCUUUUUCAAGAGCUACUCAGCCAUCUUUAUCAAAUGUUCAUGGUCAUCAAGCUUCAACUAAUUUUCCAGCAACUGGUUCUCAGUCUUCUGCAAGAAAUGUCUCAAGUGUUUCUCAGGCUAAAAAAAGGAAAGUAUCUGAAGUGAAUCAUAACAGAAGUUUUCGAUAUGAAACUAGUAAAUGGGCUCAAGUAAGUGUGAACAUUUUCUUCUUUAUUUUGUAUUAUUGUUUUUUUGUAUGAAUUUUGGUUUUUUGUUUUUUUUUUUAUCGUUCUUUUAAUUUUUGUGUUUUUAGUAUUUUGAUGCUGGUCGCAAUGCAAGGAAUGAAGGGUCUCGUGCUUCUGGAUCUUCUAAUGUUUCAAAUUAUGAUGCAAUGUUAUCAAUGUUUGACAAGACAAGUAAUUCGUAGGUUUUCAAUAUAUUUGAACACUUUUUCAUAGGUUUACAAUAUGUAAUAACAUUCAAAUGCUUAUUAAUUUUCAAUAUAUAUGAAAAAUUUUGCAUUAUAAUUUUAUUGUUUUAAUUUUUUAAUCAAAAUAAAUAUUGACAAACAUAUUUUAUAAAAUGAACUACUACAGUUUAAUAUUUGAACACAAGUUUAAUGUCAACAUUUACUACAAAUAUUACAUACUUAUGUUAAUCUCAAUCCAAAUUAAAAAUUCAAAAAACAUUUGUCUUCAUCAAACUUCAAAUUCAAGCAAAUUACAUAAAAUCACUGUCUCUUGAAAUGUUAAUAAACCUAAAUAUUAAUUCUCUUCCAUUCUUCUUCUUGUUGCCAUUUUCACUCUAUAUCCUUCUUUGUUGGUGCGGCUUAAUAUUAUUUCGGAACAAUAUUGCACUCUAAGCUUCCUUAUUUGAUCAACCUGAACAUGCACCCCGAAAUUAUAUAAUUAUGAACACUAUAUAAAAUGUCUUGAACAUAAAAAGAAAACAUUUGAACAAUAUUUUUGAAACUCACAUUAUUUGCUUUCAAAUCACAAUUCCAUUCUACCAAAGGCUCUGUUGUGUAUGUUUCCAUAUGUUUCAUCACAUAAACACCACAAUUUUUAUGAUCCAAAUUGCUUCUCCAUUUCAUCUUGAUCA
Molecule: messenger RNA, 3240 nt
Organism: Chenopodium quinoa (quinoa)
Lineage: Eukaryota; Viridiplantae; Streptophyta; Magnoliopsida; Caryophyllales; Amaranthaceae
Product: protein FAR1-RELATED SEQUENCE 7-like
Exons: 8
Coding region: 207-1490 (427 amino acids)
Biological process (GO): regulation of DNA-templated transcription
Molecular function (GO): zinc ion binding
Source: RefSeq, a predicted model, not a curated record